GAGAGAUCUUGUGAGAGCUGUAUGAGAGAGAGAGUGUGCGAAGACAGUGCGGUGGAGUUCUAUUGCCAUUACGCACGAUUACGCACGGACUUCCAGGAGAGAAGCGCUCAGCUUUAAAGGAGCGGGGUUUGGAUUGCUUGCAUAUACAGAAGAGGGCGCACUAUCAUUUUGUCUCUAGUCCCGUUUUCAUGCAGACUUUUGAGGUUUUAAAGGGGGAUUUCAGAGUUGCGUUUAAUCAUCAUAAGCCACUCACUGCAUGAACAAGAAACACGCUUGAACGUUCACAACAGCCCGAUCUUCAGAGCAGAGUGAAGCAAAGCCAGCUGCCAUUCAUCCGCACAGGAAUGGUUGAUCACUUACCAUUUGGUGAGGAGACCUUCCUGUAUUACACCGGCUCCCCAAAGUCUGACUAUAGCUGCCUCUAUUGCCACACUAAUGGUGGCAUCAUGGUGACUGACGCAUGUACCUACCACCACCACCACCCGUACCAAGGAGUGACUCUCUCCUCCUCUCCUCGGCUCUCUGAGGACGACCUCAGUGACUCCUCCAGCCCUCGUUCGUCCCUCUGCUCCAGUCCCGAGUCCUCGUCCCCGGUGUCACGACAUGUCCUCGGCUCCAGCUACAAAAGCAGGAGCAGCAGGAGCAGUGGGAGCUGCAGCUCCUCGGGAGGAGAGAGUCAAGACAGCCUGCUAGACCUCCUGCUGUCUCAGGCCUCCCACACCACCUCAUUAAGUUCUAACACCAGCAACAGCAGCAACACUCUUUCAUCCUCUCUCUGCCUGUCCUCUCCACCUUCCUCCACAUCUUCUUCUCCUAUUGUUCCCAUUUUACCUACGGGGCUGGCUUGGGAGCAACAGCUGAGUGUUCUGCAGCAGCAGGCCAAAGAGGAUUCUUACGAGUUCCCAGUCUUCCUCGAUGAGUUGCAGGAUCCUGCGGCAUUCCUGUUUCAGCCCACUCUAGAGGAGAUUGAGGAGUUCCUAGAGGAAAACAUGGUUGUGGCAGUGGAAAAAGAAGAGGAAAGGUGCGAUGAGGUGAUGUCCCCAACGUCGGAGGAUGUAGAUGCAGAAAAUUCAAGGACAUUAGCAGGAGAACUAGUGUCGCAGAACUCGGAUCAAACUGUGCCUGUGGCUCAUUCUCCACUCUCCUCCCACACAGAGACCAAACAUGCACCAUGUGCAUCAGACAUGGACAGCUCAUCAUCAUCGGUAGAUGCUAGCUCUGUAACUAGCUCUGCUACCAGCCAUGCAGAAGGGAUCAAACAGGAGGACUCUGGAUCACUGCCUUCCUCAUCCGAAAGUUCCAGCUCUGCUUCUCCUGUGCCUGUCAUCCUACAAAUCCAGCCUAUACAGAUCAAACAGGAACCAAACUCCAGUGCCAUUUCAGAAUCUGACACACAGAAUCCUGAGAAAUCUCAGUCCCAACAAACCCUGGCCCCAACUGACAUCAAAAUAGCUCAGCUCCUGGUUAACAUUCAGGGGCAGACUUUUGCCUUAGUGCCUCAGCUGCUUUCUUCAGCUAACGUCGCGAGCUCAAGCAAAGCCGGGAUCACCACUUCGUCCAAAUUUGUCCGGAUCGCGCCAGUGCCCAUCGCAGCUAAACCCACAGGGCUUGUGGAAGGUGGGUUAGGUGGCAGUUCGGGUACAGGGGUGCUUUCUGGAGGUCAGAGGUACCAGAAGAAUGCAGUCGCAGACCUUAUUAAGAUGCACAAGUGCUCGUUUCCUGGCUGUAAUAAGAUGUACUCCAAGAGCAGCCACCUUAAAGCACAUCUGAGGAGGCAUACGGGGGAGAAGCCAUUUGCCUGCACGUGGCCUGGCUGUGGAUGGAGAUUUUCUCGAUCGGACGAGCUAUCCCGACACCGCCGCUCCCACUCAGGAGUGAAACCAUACCAGUGUAUAGUCUGUGAGAAAAAGUUUGCUCGCAGUGAUCACCUGUCGAAACACCUCAAAGUCCACCGCUUUCCACGAAGCAGCAGGACAGGACGCUCUGCAAAUGGACCCCUCUGACCCUGCUCUGGCAGCCUGACAGAUAUGAGGGAAGGGGAGGGAAUGUGACGAAAGACAGAGGAGGGUGGUGGGGUGAUAGUCCAGAUGCCCUUUAAAGGAGUUUGCGCCAGACUCCUUUUUGCCCAAGUGUGUUUAUGUUCAAAUACGUGUGCGUGACGUACACUCAUGGUACUGUGAUAAUUUAUUGGGUGACGAGGAAAAGACUGUAACGAACUAAAACAGAAAACUGUUACUUGACAAAGCACCCUCACAGGUGGAAUAAGCUUCUUGUAUAUUACAACUUUAUUCUCAGAUAUUUUAGCUAACCUAAUUUGGAGAAAGAUCUGCUAUUUUUUACAUGUUGGGGUGUGUGUUAUUGCUAUGUUCAAUCAAAAGCCUUAUAUCAAUAAAAGGUAUAACACUGGUGGGUUGGCUACUAUUUAAAACUAGGGAUGCUAUAGCGACUAAUUUGCUAGUUGUUUAAACAAGAAUCAGGUUAGCUGACUUGUCUAAAAGGUAGAAAACAAUGAAAACUUAAUGGACGAGGUUAAACAUUGGCUGUAUCUAAGAGCUAUGUGAAACUUUCAAUCACGUUCCUCCGUGAUCAGAUUGCAUUUUAAAUGUCUCUGACAUGUGUGGAACUCUGAGCUGUAUGUAAUGUUGCACACAGAUACAAUGAUUAGUUUACCAUUAGCUUGCAUGCUAGCACAGGUGACAUACAACCAUUCAUUUUCCGCGUCAAAAUACUGCUGAACCAAGCUGGUUAGUGGUAAUCUGCUUACUUUCCAUCUUGCUACCAGGUGUACCAGUCUGUGUAACUGACUAGUAUUUCUGGUGCUGACUAGCAAUAGCAGUAGGAUUUAAACAUCUAGUUGACUAGUCACAUGCAUCCCUGUUUAAAACCUCCACUUUUUAUACUCUUCCUGGAGCCAAAUGUUUUGAAAAGUAAUACUAGCAAAAACUUACUGCUUAAUGGCUUGAAUUUCGUUUGUUGCACGGCAACAAGAGCUUACUGGGCAUACUAUUAGGAAGUAAUGGGGACUAUUAAGGUCUUGGUUUAAUUCUUUCUCAGUAGAUAAAAAUAUACACCAACAUUCCAUUAGCUUUGAAUAAGUCUCUUUGUUGCCUUAGAGUCUGUUACGACCUCAAACACAAGAACAAAGCUCAAGUUGAUGUUGAAUUACUGCUCACCAACAAAUAUCAUGUAAUUUGCACUGAUACACAUGACAUUUUUGGUUGUCUGCCCAUACUGAGAAUUCUGAGAAUUUUAUGUUAUCUUACUGCGGUCUGACUCUUUUUGAUUCAUCUUGUCAAAAAAUUACUUAUCGUAAUAAUUGUAAAUUUAACGGCCUUUAUUGGAUCAAAGCUGAUGACCCUAAAGCCAAGCUUUAAAACUCUGUCUUUGUUCAUCUCAUGAAAUGUCACAACUUCUGUUUAAUAAUUUUGUUAUACCAUAUCAGUUAUUACUUAAUGUGACUUUCUUUACUUUAUGUCACUGCUGUCAUAUGAUACAAGAUGGUAAAUCUGCUGGCAUCAAUGUGAAUCUUUUGUCUUGCCCCAGAUUUUUUGAACAUCUAAAAUUAAAUGAAAUCGUUACCUGUCAAAUUGAGUUUGUCUAUUUGGUAGCCAGUUAUUAAGGCUAGCACCAAGGACACCAAAGUAAAAAGAUUAAAGAUAAGCUAUGUUGUUUUUGCUAAAGAACUGGCCAAUGUUGUCACAUGCUGCAAUGACAGGAUCACAGUACAUAUGAAAAUUAUAAGUACCUUCAAUCGUUUAUCAUAGUGCAUAGCGUAAAUGAUGUACAAUUACAAAACAGUAACUAGCAUUAUAAAAUGUUAGCUAACAUCAGCUAGUGUUAGCUAACUUGUAUUAGCUAAUAGUGACCAACUGCAACGGAGGCAAAAUACCCAAGUACAUAUUGCAUUUUUAAAAUCAGUGCUUUAUCACUGAAGACUUAAUUUGUAAGAGAAUAAAUUGUUAAUUAAUUAAUGUAUGAAAUAUUUUGGAUUUUGCUUAAAGAGGCAUCAAAUAGAUAUUGUCCCACUUUUCUCCACAGAUUAAAACUAAAAGAGCUCAGUUAACUUUCCAUUGAGAGUGGAAAAUUAGUGUCAUUGCAACAUCAAAUGCCACAUCUAAAGGGAAAUCUUCAUGAGUAAGUUUUCUUACUUUGGUUGUGCCCAAACAUGAAUUUACAGCACAUCUUUCAGAAUAUAUACCAUUUUCAAAAGCAUUCAAGAAACACUAUUGCUGGUCUUGAACAUAUUGAUUGUUCUAAAAGAGGUAUUGUACUGUAAGGAAGCAGUGACUGUUAAGCUUUUUUUUUCAUAUCUCACUUAACUGAGUAGAUUGCUUUAAUCUCUUAUUCUGAAUUUCCUUUCAAUUAAACCAAAUAUCAUAGGAGGAGCUCAGAGGAAAUUUCUGUGCCAUAAAGUUGAGAAUUAUUUGACAAAAUUCACAGAUUUGAAACAGAUUUAAAAUACGGUUUUAAGAAAGACUUUUGUGGUUUUAGAAAUUGAUGAUUUGCUGAAACCUGCAGUGAUUGUCAAACCCUUUUUAGGUUUGCCACCAGUGACGCUAUAUAAAGGAAGUAUGUAAACUCAGUCAGCCAUUCCUUCCAUGCAAUUAGAAGAAACACUUUUCUGAAAGGGUGUCGUACGUGAUCCCGUGAAUGUAUGUAAAUACUUUAUAUUCAUCUAAAAGAGAAUUGAAAUAUUCUUCUAGUGAUUUCUGUGAUUGUGAAAGAUUUUUAAAACUGUAAAGAAAGUGUACAUAACAUGAUAAUUCAAAUAUAUUGUUUUAAAAUUAGUUAACUUAGUGUUUGUGAGGUCUGUACACAACACAUACAAUAGACUUAUUACAUGUUUCAUGAUGCAUUCUUUGUAAGAAGUCAAAAAAAUGCAUGUCAGCAACAGUUUAUUUACAUGCACUUGGUUUAACAUUGAAAAUAAAACAAAUUGAAAUUACACCUGAGUUGGAAAUAAAAUUGUCCGUGUGUUAUGAAACACUGAAGUCAUUUUCAGAUGUGUUCUGUACAUACCUACAACAAAAAGCUAAAAAUGUUAUUUUUUGCUUUUGUUCUACAAUGUAAAACAUUUACAAUAAAAAAAAAAAAAA
Molecule: messenger RNA, 5096 nt
Organism: Neolamprologus brichardi
Lineage: Eukaryota; Metazoa; Chordata; Actinopteri; Cichliformes; Cichlidae
Product: Krueppel-like factor 15
Biological process (GO): regulation of transcription by RNA polymerase II
Molecular function (GO): RNA polymerase II cis-regulatory region sequence-specific DNA binding; DNA-binding transcription factor activity, RNA polymerase II-specific
Source: RefSeq, a predicted model, not a curated record